This is a messenger RNA of Orussus abietinus, 4713 nucleotides long. RefSeq names its product GTPase-activating Rap/Ran-GAP domain-like protein 3. Lineage: Eukaryota; Metazoa; Arthropoda; Insecta; Hymenoptera; Orussidae. The transcript is spliced from 18 exons. The record is from RefSeq and is a predicted model, not a curated record. Gene Ontology annotation, cellular component: cytoplasm. Gene Ontology annotation, biological process: regulation of small GTPase mediated signal transduction; activation of GTPase activity. Bases 966 to 4034 code for a protein of 1022 amino acids. Gene Ontology annotation, molecular function: GTPase activator activity.
CGCGCGGUCCUCGCUGCGCGCCCGCUUCUCCUGGCCCGAACCCGGCCUCGCGCCUCUUUCCCCAGCUGAUCGCGGCCCACGUGACCGCCGCCAAACCCGAGGCGCCUCACUCACUUCAGUGCUCCUUCCCCGGAAGGGUCCCGCGGUAUCGCGCGCUCUUCAGCUCCGAAUUUAUUCACAAAUCGUGGCGCAUUAAGCACGGCGCAUUUCGUCGAUUCUCCGAAACGCCGGCGGGAAAAGUGAUUCCGGAAAUAAUGUCACUCUAGGUACGCGCGGACACGUACCGCUCGCGUUAUAAUCACGGUAAAUACCUCGUUUUGAGGAUUUGCGGUGUUCUGACGCAUUCGCUGCGGAAAUCAUUUCCGCGCACCGCGCGGCCAAUUUGAUUGGAAAAUAGAAAAUCGACGCGUGGCCACCACGAGCGUUGGAUGUGAAACUUUUAAGUCAAAGUGAAUUAUUAGACAUUAUCAAUUGUUCUUAAUAUUUGUUUCGCGAAAUGCUCUUGCGCGUUCGCUACUUAUUGUUUUGGGCAUGAAAACGAUAAUAAGCAGCGAUUUUAACGAUUUCAACUUCGCCAAGGCUUAAACAGCCAUUGACUGACUUGUGAAAAAACGUUUACGCACGAUAAUACUAAAAUACAAAAGUGAAUCUAAAUAAUAAUUCAUUAUUAAAAAAAGUCGAGAAAAUAAUUUUAUUUUCUGAAAUCGAUCCCUUUCAUAACGUGCAAACUUCCACCUACCACCGUCCCAUAUAAAGUGUCACAUACAAACUCAUCUCCACAGCAAAUUGCUAAGUAAACACCGAUCAUUUUUAAAACUCGCAUCGAUAUUUCUGGUAUUUGAGGUGGGAGAAGUAAAGUGCUGCGGUUUUGAAAAUACACGUGGAGGGGGUGAUUUUUUUAAAAUGCCCCUGGAAGAGGGACCAGACUAGACCCGAGGGUGUUAUCGGCGUGUUCCCUUCGGGGGAUGCAGUGCCUGGAGAUGAAGCUGGUCUCGCGUCUGCGAGGACUCUCCUCGACGAGCGUUCCCUCGGGAACGCCGCUGGCCAAUUCUUCACCUUCACCCACGUCCUCCUUCUCGUCGUCGCCGUCGUCCUCGUCGACGCCCUCACACUCAUUGGCAAAGGAGAAACAGCGACGAAGACGUGCUGACAGCGGGGGAGCCAGCCCCACCAGUGAUCGAGAAAGUGACGAGGAUGCUGCGCCGGUUCGACGCGUUGCCCGCGACCGGUCCAGAUCGGUCUGCGUGCCGGUCCUCACAUCUGCCCAGCUGAGGCAUCUUCAUCGGCGAGCUAGCCAUCAUGCGUCGUCGGCCACAGAUACGAUCUCCAGGAGAGGAGUUCUAUCGAGACGAUGCUACGGGAGUGUGGAGAUGCUGCCGCAAAUAGAACAGGACGGCUCGGAUGGAGGCCGGCGAUUUCGCGUGGAAAAUGGCGAUUCGCCGGGCGAAAAAGAGGAGAUGUUUGGCUCGCCCAGUACUCCGGUACUGGAGAAUCCUGAGUACCAGACAAGGUGGUACUUUAAGUAUUUCCUGGGACGACUUCACCAAAAUUACGUGGCCUCGGAUCAAGAAAAGAACCCCCUGUUCCUCUCGGUCGUCCUCAGCGAGGGUGGCGAUCAAUGCGUGCCACAUUACAGGGCUAUUCUGUGGAGGCGGACGGGCGCGCAAAAGAUAUCCCUGCCUUACUCGGCGAACAAGACGAUGACCGUCAAGCACAUUUUGAGCAACUACUUCGGCCUGGAGAAGCUCGACAAGGCUCCGCGAGAGUUGUUCUCCCCGGAACUGCAAAAGGACUUGCUCCUGCUGGAGGAACAGGAGGGCUCGGUCAACUUCAAGUUCGGAGUCAUCUUCGCGAAACCAGGGCAGACCACUGACGACGAGAUGCUUUCCAACGAGCAGGGCAGUUCGGGCUUCGAGAAGUUCCUAGACGUCCUAGGCGAGAGGAUUUGUCUGAAAGGCUGGGACAAAUACCGAGGAGGAUUGGACGUGAAGGGAGACAUGACGGGUAAGGAGAGUGUGUACACCGUUUAUGCCGGCCAUGAGGUGAUGUAUCACGUAAGCACCAUGUUGCCAUACUCGAGGGACAAUCCCCAGCAGCUGGAGCGGAAGCGACACAUUGGCAAUGACAUCGUCAACGUCAUCUACUCGGACGAUCCCAACUUCUUGACCACGUUUAAUCCUAACUGCAUAAGAAGCCAGUUUACGCACGUCUUCGCCGUGGUCAGUCCUGAACCUGGCGACGCAGGUUGGCGGAUUGCCAUCUACUGCGACGAAAGCGUGCCAUUGUUUGGUCCAAGUCUUCCAUGUCCACCUGUAUUCGGCGAUCCGUCCAACCUCCGGGAAUUCCUCUUGGUCAAAUUAAUCAACGGAGAAAAAGCCGCUUUCGACACGCCGACGUUCUCCAGGAAACGCGAGAGGACUUUGGACACCCUCCUGAAGGAUAUGUACCAGGAACAGAUGCCGGACAGCAAAGGCAAUAGCAUGCUCAAUCGCCGGGCCCUGUCGGACGUGGUGGAAACACCGGGUCGACGGCGAGAGGAGACCCGUGCCGUGGAGAUGGUGCGUGUCGGACAAGCCCUAAAACUGGAGGCCAUCGUCCGGGGGAUUGCUCCGACAUCCCUGGCCACUGUUGGUCCUUUGAAGCCGAGGCCAUGGGAGCCUCGUUGCGUCUAUCCGGACUUCCCGGGAGAAGUAAUUUGCGGCGAUGUCUGGGCGGACAGACGGCUCAUCCUGACCUCGGAAACCGGGACCUAUCUGCUGGAAGCUAUCGAUGGGCUCUCGCAUAGACUGCUCUUCGACAAGACCGUGCCCAUCAAGCAACUAGACGUGGUGGAACAACACGGGAUUUUGCUAUUUCGUGCCGGGGAGAAAGGAAAGGAGAGCAACAUCCAUGUCUUUAGGCUGAGCGAACUGGAAACCGAGGCGAUGAUGAACGCCACCUUGGACGAUUCUGAAGAUUUCGUUGAGGAACCCAAUGAACCUCGGAUCCGCAGCUCAUCGCCAAAAGUUCCCAUCGCCAGAAAUCGCAAUCACGCUAAGGAGAGGAAACUGGAUCGCUCUCGAGGGUGCCAUCUCUACGGCAUCACCAGACCGGACGCAUCGCACCUACGCAUGUGCAUCGCGGUUGGACGAAGAUUGACGGUGCUGCAAUGGAAACACAGUGCAGCAUGGACGACCUGGUGCUCGGCUGCAGAUACGGACACCGUUGAUGGAUUCCUGUUGGUCCGGGAAUUCAACGCCAGCGAGCCACCCUUGAUCGUAACGAUCGUCAGUGGUACAGAGCCAGGAACCGACUGGACCAUUUGCUGCGGUCUUCGACAUCAUUUUGAACUCAUCUGGCCAGAUGGAGCAUCUCGCUCCCUUCACGUAGAGGGGAACGUAAAGCCUCACGUGGUGGCGGCUUUGGAUCUGCACGAAGACGAGGAGCCUGAAUUGUUGCUAUGUUACAACAACACAUGCCACUUCCAGAAACUGACCGACGAGAGCAUGGCCUCGACGGAGUUCGACUUCCAUUGGAACUCGGUACCCACCGCAAUUGCCUGCCCGUUCCCGUACGUGAUCGCCUUCACCGCCGACACGAUGGAGAUCCGGUUGAUCAUCAACGGGAAUUUGGUGCACACAAUUGCGAUGCCUAACUUAAAUCUGAUCUCGUCGAAGCACGACAUAUUCUUCGCCACCACAUCCCCGGAGUUCCUGGGGUCCAGGUGCGACCGCAUCCGAGUGGACUCCAAAUCCGACAAAGAUGAGAAAAACGGGAGCCCGCCUCCCACUCAAGUCAAUUUCCCUUCUGGGCAAGGCGACGUCAAACCUAUGAGGAUCUAUCGGAUACCUCUGCAGACUCUGUCCAGGACCACUGUGACCACUUGUGGCCAGGGGCGCUGUCCAAGUCCUGGAGAACCCGAGGUAGUCUCGGCACCGCCAACAGCCGACUCGAAGAAGUUCCUGAGCGUCGAGAUGCCCAGAGUCUUGAGCAGGUCUUGCAGCAGCAGUCCGACCCCCAACGUGCCGCCUCCUUUGCCUGGCAGCGCGAAGUAGGCCGUCCCAGAUGUAAAAUCGUCUCCAUGACGGGCAACGGAACAGUUGUGACGAUACGAAGAGGGUUAAACGGUCUCUUCUCUUCUCCAUUCCGCGGUUAGACGCCCGCGAGAAGGUCCUCCUCUCGUAGAAGGGCUCAGGAUUCGGGGCAGAGGUCAUCUUGAAAUCCAAAGCCAGCCGCGUGAAUUCCCGCGAAUUCUUCUAUUUUCUUCUUUCGGACAAUUCGCGCGGAUCGGUAGGAACCAUCUAGAUGCUCUUCCACUGGGGUUGGCGAGUCCCACGAGGACGCUCCGCUGGGUCGUUGGAAAACGUCCCAUCUAAGUCCUGAAGAGCAAAGGUUUCCAUUGCGAGUCAUUGCUUUGCCGGAAAUUAUUCGUGGUAGGAUAACCAGAAAUAUUGGAUAUUACUUCGAUCGAAGUAAACGUUACCAGUGGAACGCUUUGCUACAGGCGUCGUCGCUGCCGUCUAUCUGUCCAGGACUCAUCUUCUUUUCGUUACUCCUUCAGUGUCCCGAGGCACAAAUGGUAGGUUGAAGGAAACCUGUUUUUCCCUAAAAAUUCACGUAUAGUUCGGAAACUGUUGUUGAAGUUCUAUCCAGGAUUAUAUCCCGGGGGGAUAUAAAUUCGAUUCGCCUCGAUUUAAGGCCGUGGUUAAAGAAAUAAAUAUCGAGUUCCUCGAA